Molecule: messenger RNA, 2099 nt
Organism: Medicago truncatula (barrel medic)
Lineage: Eukaryota; Viridiplantae; Streptophyta; Magnoliopsida; Fabales; Fabaceae
Product: pentatricopeptide repeat-containing protein ELI1, chloroplastic
Exons: 1
Coding region: 67-1947 (626 amino acids)
Biological process (GO): RNA modification
Molecular function (GO): zinc ion binding; protein binding; RNA binding
Source: RefSeq, a predicted model, not a curated record
GUAAAAUAAAAUAAAAUUAUCUCCACCCAUAAAAGCAAUAAUAUUUGAAAAACCAACCCAACAAGCAUGGCCACAACCCCACUUUUCAUCACACCACCGCCACCACCUUCAGCCACCGCGGCGCCACCAUUUACAGUAGAAACCCUUGCCGUCUUAAUUGACAAAUCCAAAUCCAAAACCCACCUUCUCCAAAUCCACGCUUCUCUCGUUCGACGCAACCUUGACGACCACACUAUCCUUAACUUCAAACUCCAACGCCGUUAUUCCUCUCUCGGCCACCUCAACUACUCCGUCACCCUCUUCAACCGCACACGUAACCGAGACGUGUACACAUGGACCUCCAUUAUCCAUGCACACACCCAAUCAAAACUCAACGACCAAGCACUUUCUUACUAUGCUCAAAUGCUUACCCACCGUAUCCAACCCAACGCCUUCACUUUUUCUUCUCUUCUCAAUGGCAGCACCAUUCAACCAAUCAAAUCCAUUCACUGCCAUGUUAUCAAAUUCGGGUUGUGUUCGGAUACUUAUGUUGCAACGGGUUUAGUUGAUGGUUACGCAAGAGGGGGUGAUUUUAUUUCUGCAGAGAAGCUCUUUGAUAAAAUGCCUGAGAAGAGUUUGAUUUCUUUUACGACAAUGCUUAUGUGCUACGCGAAGCACGGGAAGCUUCUUGAGGCGAGGUUGUUGUUUGAUGGAAUGGAGGGAAAUAGAGACGUGGUUGUUUGGAAUGUGAUGAUUGAUGGGUAUGCUCAAAAUGGGUUUCCGAAUGAGUGUUUGUUGCUUUUUAGAAGAAUGCUUGUUGAGAAAGUUAAGCCUAAUGUGAUUACUUUGUUGCCUGUUCUUUCUUCUUGUGGUCAAGUUGGUGCUUUGGAGAGUGGUAGAUGGGUUCAUUCUUAUAUUAAGAACGGGAAAGAUGGUGUUGUUGGGGUUGAAGUUCGUGUUGGUACAGCGUUGGUUGAUAUGUAUUGUAAAUGUGGGAGCUUGGAGGAUGCAAGAAAGGUUUUUGACAAGAUUGAUGGUAAGGAUGUGGUAGCUUGGAACUCGAUGAUAAUGGGUUAUGCUGUUAAUGGGUUGAGUGAAGAAGCUUUGAAGUUGUUUCAUGAGAUGCAUGGUGAGGGAGUUCGACCUAGUUAUGUUACUUUUAUUGCACUUUUGACUGCUUGUGGACAUUCUGGUUUGGUUACCAAAGGAUGGGAGAUGUUCAAUUUGAUGAAGAAUGAGUAUAAGAUGGAACCAAGGGUUGAGCAUUUCGGAUGUAUGGUUAAUCUUCUUGGUAGAGCCGGGCGUUUGCAAGAAGCGUAUGAUCUUGUGAGGAGUAUGAAGAUUGAUCCUGAUCCUGUGAUUUGGGGAACUUUACUCUGGGCUUGUAGACUUCAUAACAAUAUUUCAUUGGGAGAGGAGAUAGCGGAGUUUCUUCUGAGCAAUGAUUUAGCUAGUUCUGGGACUUAUGUUCUUCUUUCGAACAUAUAUGCCGCCGCUGGCAACUGGGAUGGUGCAGCAAAGGUUAGAUCGUUGAUGAAAGACAGUGGAGUUGAAAAGGAACCUGGUUGUAGUAUAAUUGAAGUUAACAACAGGGUACACGAGUUUAUUGCUGGUGAUUUAAAACAUCCUAAGAGCAAAGAUAUAUAUUUGAUGCUGGAGGAGAUGAAUAGUUGGCUCAAGGGAAAAGGUUAUACUCCAAAAACAGAUGUUGUUUUACAUGACAUAGGGGAGGAACAGAAGGAGCUAUCCUUGGAAGUUCAUAGUGAAAAACUUGCAUUGGCAUUUGGGCUUAUUAGUACUCGUCCAGGAACUACGGUUAAGAUUGUAAAGAACCUUCGUGUGUGUUUGGAUUGUCAUGCUGUGAUGAAGAUGAUAUCUAAGAUCACUGGGCGUAGAAUUGUAAUGAGGGACAGGAACCGGUUCCACCACUUUGACAAUGGUUCAUGUUCAUGUGGGGAUUUUUGGUGAACUUAAUACAUAGAAUUUUCUUUCUUGAGGAAAAAGAGCCCAGGUUUUUGCCGUUGUAGUUAACUGAGGGUUUUUAAAUUAGUGAUAUCAAAUAUAAAGACUAAAUUACUUUUUGUAUACUUUACAUUUAAACUUUGUUAUAAAAAAGAAUG